UUUUGCCCCUCUUUACCGUUUCUUGUUAUCUAAAACUCUAGAUAGGGUUCAUUAGCAACUCUCUCUCUCUCUACACUCUGUUUUUUUUUUCUUCUUCUUGAGAUUCCAAAAUGGCUUCCAUUUCAGCUACAUUUGUCGGAUUUGGGGCUUCAGUUAACUUGUCUGUUAGAACUGAUAACCAGAUUAUUGGAAAAAGUUCGAGUUUGGUGUCGUUCGGUUUGCCAAGAACUGGUGGCUUUCCUUCUAUCAGAACGUCUCGCCUCCAAAUUUGUGCCGCGAAACCGGAGACAUUGGAGAAAGUGAGUGCCAUUGUAAGGAAGCAACUCGCGUUAACCCCCGAAACAGAACUCACCCCUCAGACUAAAUUCACCGAACUCGGUGCUGAUUCUCUCGACACCGUGGAAAUAGUUAUGGGGUUAGAGGAAGAAUUCGACAUCAGCGUCGAAGAAGAGAACUCUGAGAUUAUAACCACAAUUCAAGAAGCUGCUGAUUUGAUCGAUAAACUUGUCGAGAAGAAAGCUUAAAUGGCGAAAAAACAGAGAAGACUUAUAUUAUUGAGGAAUUUCUAGUAUUCAUUGUGAGCUUCUAGAGUGGAGAUUUUCUUGGAAAAUUUGGAAUUAGGAUUUAUUUUUAUGAAUGAUUAUUUUGCUAGUUCAUUUAAUUAGUACAAAAAGAACAUGGGACUCAUGAUGUUUUGUGUGUGGUUUUUUGCUGUGUAAGAGAUUUGGUUGCUUCUUUUAUGUGUCUUCAAUUAUU
Messenger RNA from Erythranthe guttata (spotted monkey flower), 756 nucleotides. RefSeq names its product acyl carrier protein 4, chloroplastic. Gene Ontology annotation, molecular function: acyl carrier activity. The record is from RefSeq and is a predicted model, not a curated record. Lineage: Eukaryota; Viridiplantae; Streptophyta; Magnoliopsida; Lamiales; Phrymaceae. Gene Ontology annotation, biological process: fatty acid biosynthetic process.